CAGCCCCUCCCGAAUACCAUGCCCCUCUGCCCCCCUCUUCGCGUCUACAACGACUCUCUUUUCGGCUCGACUCGGAGGAGGAACCCGGCGGCCGCCCGGCUGUGCGUUUGCAUUACCCAAGAUGGAGGUUUGCUUAUGGCGCUAGCAUCUAGGAACGAUUCUGUCAGUCCCGGUGUCUCUUGGCCUACGCUUUUCCGAGGAACGAACUGAUUUUUGUCUUCCACCGCAUUGGGAAUUUAGUUGGGAUCGCGGCUGUUGGUGGCCACCAUCAUGAGCUCUGGGGAAGGAGCUGAUGAGACGUCAAAGGACGCAGCCGAUAUAGCGGCGUUCUUUAAAUCUGACGGUUCCCUCCAAAAAGAGCCCAAAGGAGACUUGUCCAGUCAGCUACCAGGUUUUCGCAGAAAUGAAGACAUGAGAGCGAUGGAGGUGUUGCCUAUUCUGAAGGAAAAAGUUGCCUUCCUAUCAGGGGGCAGAGACAGACGCGGUGGUCCAGUGUUAACAUUUCCUUCACGCAGUAACCAUGACAGAAUACGAGCCGACGACCUCAGAAGACUCAUAGCGUACCUCGCUGGCAUCCCCAAUGAGGAGGUGAUCCAGCAUGGCUUCACAGUCAUAGUAGACAUGCGAGGCAGUAAAUGGGACAGUAUCAAACCUCUACUGAAGAUCCUCCAGGAGUCGUUCCCCUGCUGUAUACACAUAGCGCUCAUCAUCAAACCAGACAACUUCUGGCAGAAACAACGCACCAACUUCGGCAGCUCCAAGUUCGAAUUUGAGACCACCAUGGUAUCGUUGGAGGGUCUGUCUAAGGUGGUUGACCCCUCCCAGCUGACCGCUGACUUCGAGGGAAGUCUUGAAUACAACCAUGAUGAGUGGAUCGAGGUGCGGGUUGCGUUUGAGGAGUUUACGGGGCACGCGGGUCACAUGUUGUCGAGGCUGGAGGAGAUGCAGGAGGUGGUGGCGAGGAAAGACUUCCCCACGGACCUGGACGGGGCGCGGCGCAUGAUAGAGGAACACGCCACGCUGAAGAAGAAGGUCAUCAAAGCUCCUAUAGAGGAACUGGAUACGGAGGGACAGAGGUUACUGCAGCGUAUCCAGAGCAGUGAGUCGUACAGGAACUCUAACGCCAGCGGUGUGUGUAACGCUGACACCCAGGGGCUGGUGCCACGCGUCGCCACCCUGCUGGACAAACUCCACAGCACACGACAACACCUCCACCAGGCCUGGCACAUCAGGAAACUGCAGCUGGACCAGUGUUUCCAGCUCCGCCUCUUUGAACAGGAUGCUGAGAAGAUGUUUGAUUGGAUCAUGCACAACAAGGGUCUGUUCCUGGCCGGCUACACAGAGAUCGGCAACAACCACCCUCACGCCAUGGAGCUACAAACUCAACACAACCACUUCGCUAUGAACUGCAUGAAUGUGUAUGUGAACAUCAACAGGAUAAUGUCCGUGGGUAACAGGCUGUUGGAGUCAGGUCACUAUGCCUCGGUGCAGAUUAAACAGAUCUCAGGUCAGCUGGAAGCGGAGUGGAAAGCCUUCGCUGCUGCCCUGGACGAACGCAGCACACUGCUGGAGAUGUCUGCCGCCUUCCACCAGAAAUGUGACCAGUACAUGGGUAAUGUGGACUCGUGGUGUAAAGCAUGUGGAGAGGUGGAUCUACCCUCGGAGCUCCAGGACCUAGAGGAUGCUAUCCACCACCACCAGGGCCUUUACGAACACAUCACUGCUGCCUACUCAGAGGUAAACGGCACUGCUGCAUACCCAGAGGUCAGCCAAGACGGUAAGGCCUUAUUGGAUAAGCUCCAGCGCCCUCUGACCCCGGGGGGAGCUGAUUCACUGACAGCCUCGGCCAACUACAGCAAGGCGGUGCACCACGUGCUGGAUGUGAUACACGAGGUGCUGCACCACCAGAGACAACUGGAGAAUAUCUGGCAACACCGCAAAGUCCGCCUGCACCAGAGGCUCCAGCUGUGUGUGUUCCAGCAAGAUGUACAGCAGGUUCUGGACUGGAUAGAGAACCAUGGGGAGGCGUUCCUGAGUAAACACACAGGCGUUGGGAAGUCCCUCCAUCGAGCCAGAGCACUACAGAAACGACAUGAGGACUUCGAGGAGGUCGCCCAGAACACCUAUACUAAUGCUGACAAGCUGCUGGAGGCAGCAGAGCAGCUGGCCCAGACAGGAGAGUGUGACCCAGAGGAGAUCUACCAGGCAGCCCACCAGCUGGAGGACCGGAUCCAGGACUUUGUCAGGAGGGUGGAGCAACGCAAAGUCCUGCUGGACAUGUCUGUCGCCUUCCACACACACGUCAAAGAGCUGUGGACGUGGCUGGAGGAGCUGCAGAAGGAGCUGCUAGAUGAUGUGUAUGCUGAGUCUGUGGAGGCGGUGCAGGAUCUGAUCAAACGCUUCAGCCAGCAGCAGCAGACCACCCUGCAGGUCACUGUCAAUGUCAUCAAGGAGGGAGAGGACCUCAUCCAGCAGCUCAGGGACUCUGCUAUCUCCAGUAACAAGACUCCCCACAACAGCUCUAUAAACCACAUAGAGAGUGUUCUACAGCAGCUGGAUGAGGCCCAGGCUCAGAUGGAGGAGCUGUUUCAGGAGAGGAAGAUCAAACUAGAACUCUUCCUGCAGCUACGCAUCUUCGAGAGGGACGCCAUCGAUAUCAUCUCAGACCUGGAGUCAUGGAACGAGGAGUUGAGUGUUCAGAUGAGUGAGUUUGAUACAGAGGACCUAACCUUGGCAGAACAGAGACUCCAGCACCACGCUGACAAGGCCCUGACCAUGAACAACCUGACCUUUGAUGUCAUCCACCAGGGACAGGAACUGUUGCAGUACGUCAACGAAGUACAGGCCUCUGGUGUAGAGUUGCUGUGUGACAGGGAUGUGGACAUGGCUACUCGUGUUCAGGACCUGCUGGAGUUUCUCCAUGAGAAGCAGCAGGAGUUGGACGUCGCAGGCGAACAACACAGGAGACACCUGGAGCAGUGUGUACAGCUGAGGCACCUACAGGCCGAAGUCAAACAGGUCCUGGGCUGGAUCCGUAAUGGGGAGUCUAUGCUGAAUGCUGGUCUGAUCACAGCCAGUUCUCUACAGGAAGCAGAACAACUACAGAGAGAACACGAACAGUUCCAGCAUGCCAUCGAGAAAACCCACCAGAGUGCUCUGCAGGUGCAGCAGAAGGCUGAGGCGUUACUGCAGGCCAACCACUAUGACAUGGACCUGAUCAGAGACUGUGCUGAGAACGUAGCGUCUCACUGGCAGCAGCUCAUGUUAAAGAUGGAGGACAGGCUGAAGCUGGUCAAUGCCUCUGUAGCCUUCUACAAGACCUCCGAACAGGUGUGCAGUGUGUUGGAGAGCCUGGAGCAGGAGUAUAAGAGGGAAGAGGACUGGUGUGGGGGGGCUGACAAACUGGGUCCUAACUGUGAGUCAGAUCACGUCACCCCCAUGAUCAGCAAACACCUGGAACAGAAAGAGGCCUUCCUCAAGGCAUGUACCCUGGCCAGACGCAAUGCUGAUGUGUUCCUGAAGUACAUGCACAGGAACAGUGUUAACAUGCCUGGGAUGCUCAGCCAUGUCAAAGCACCGGAACAACAGGUCAAGAACAUCCUGAAUGAGUUGUUACAGAGAGAGAACCGUGUUCUCCAUUUCUGGACCAUGAGGAAAAGACGGUUAGACCAGUGCCAGCAAUACGUGGUGUUCGAACGCAGCGCCAAGCAGGCUCUGGAAUGGAUCCAUGACACCGGAGAGUUCUACCUGUCAACACACACCUCCACCGGCUCCAGUAUCCACCACACACAGGAGCUGCUGAAGGAGCACGAAGACUUCCACAUCACAGCCAGGCAAACCAAAGAGCGUGUGAAGCUGCUGAUCCAGCUAGCGGAUGGCUUCUGUGAUAAGGGCCAUAGUCACGCUGUGGAGAUAAAGAAGUGGGUGACAGCGGUGGACAAACGCUACAGAGACUUCUCCCUGCGUAUGGACAAGUACCGGACCAGUCUGGAGAAGGCACUGGGCAUCUCAUCUGACUCUAACUCCAAGGCUAGUAAGGAUCUCCAGUUGGACAUCAUUCCGGCCACACCUCAGGGGUCAGAGGUCAAGCUGAGAGACGCGGCUCACGAACUCAACGAGGAGAAACGCAAGUCCGCUCGCAGGAAGGAGUUCAUCAUGGCUGAGCUGAUCCAGACAGAGAAGACCUAUGUGAGAGACCUGAGGGAGUGUACGGACACGUACCUGUGGGAGAUGACAAGUGGGGUAGAGGAGAUCCCUCCUGGCAUCGUCAACAAGGAACACAUCAUCUUCGGGAACAUGGUGGACCUCUAUGAGUUCCAUCACAAUAUCUUUCUCAAAGAGCUGGAGAAGUAUGAACAGCUACCAGAAGAUGUGGGCCACUGCUUUGUCACCUGGGCUGAUAAGUUCCAGAUGUACGUCAACUACUGUAAGAACAAACCAGACUCCACCCAGCUCAUCUUAGAGCAUGCUGGACCCUACUUUGACGAGAUCCAGCAGAGGCACCGAUUGGCCAACUCCAUCUCCUCCUACCUGAUCAAGCCUGUUCAGCGAAUCACCAAGUACCAGCUCCUGCUCAAGGAGCUGCUGACAUGCUGUGAGGAGGGGAAAGGAGAGAUCAAGGAUGGACUGGAGGUCAUGCUCAGUGUCCCCAAGAGAGCCAACGACGCCAUGCACCUCUCAAUGCUGGAGGGUUUCGACGAGAACAUCGAGUCUCAGGGAGAGUUAAUCCUGCAGGAGUCCUUCCAUGUGUGGGAUCCUAAAACUCUGAUCCGUAAGGGACGCGAGCGUCACCUCUUCCUCUUCGAGAUGUCCCUCAUCUUCAGCAAGGAGGUCAAAGACUCCAACGGACGGAGCAAGUACAUGUACAAGAGCAGACUUUACACGUCAGAGUUGGGGGUAACAGAGCACGUUGAGGGAGACCCCUGUAAGUUUGCUCUGUGGGUGGGACGAACCCCCACCUCCGACAACAAGAUCGUACUCAAGCCAAGUCAGGGAUGCAAACAUGGAUCGAUGGCGUCGAGCAUUGAGAACAAGCAGGACUGGAUCAAACACAUCAGGGAGGUGAUUCAGGAUCGAACCAUCCACCUGAGAGGAGCUCUGAAGGAACCCAUACACAUCCCGAAGUCUGCCACCGCCAAGCACCACAAGGGACACCGCAGGUACAGGGAUGGAGAGGACUUGGACAGCCAGGGUGAUGGCAGCAGCCAACCAGACACCAUCUCUAUUGCCUCACGCACCUCACAGAACACACUGGACAGUGACAAGCUGUCCGGCGGCUGUGAGCUGACCGUGGUGAUCCAUGACUUCAUGGCUGGUAACAGCAACGAGCUGACCGUCCGGAGGGGCCAGACUGUAGAGGUUCUGGAGAGGUGCCAUGACAAGCCUGACUGGUGUCUGGUGAGGACCACGGACCGCUCCCCUGCCCACGAGGGACUGGUACCCUGCACCAUGCUCUGCAUCGCCCACUCACGCUCUUCCCUGGAGAUGGAGGGGAUAUUCAACCAUAAAGACACUCUGUCAGUGUGUAGUAAUGACUCCAUCAUGCCAGGCUCCUCUGCCACCCUGCAGCCCGGGCAUCACGGCAUGGGCUCACACACCUCGCCCGGACCUAAACGACCAGGUAACACCCUGCGUAAGUGGCUGACCAGCCCAGUGCGUCGUCUGAGCAGUGGCAAGGCAGACGGGCACGUGAAGAAGCUGGCGCACAAACACAAGAAGGUGAGGAAGAGUGGCGAGAUGACGGGCAGCACCCAGAAAGACUCUGACGACAGCGCUGCUACACCCCAGGACGAGACUGUGGAGGAGAGAGUGCGUAACGAGGGCCUCUCUAGUGGGACCCUGUCCAAGUCCUCGUCCUCUGGGAUGCAGAGCUGUGGAGAGGAGGAGGGUGAGGAGGGGGCCGACUCUGUACCCCUACCACCCCCCAUGGCCAUCCAGCAACACAGCCUACUGCAGCCUGACGCACAGGACGACAAGAGCUCCUCCCGUGUGUCCGUUCGGCCGUGCAGUUCUGAGACGCCCAGCGCAGCAGAGCUGGUGAGCGCCAUCGAGGAACUGGUCAAGAGCAAGAUGGCUCUAGAGGACAGGCCUAGCUCUCUCUCAGUAGAUCACGGGGACAGCAGCUCUCCCUCCUUCAACCCCUCUGACAACUCCCUCCUCUCAUCCUCCUCUCCCAUCGAUGAGAUGGAAGAGCGCAAGACUGGCUUCCUCAAGCGACGACAUUAUGUUUUGUUGGAACUGGUGGAGACAGAGAGGGACUACGUCAGAGACCUGGGCCUGGUGGUGGAGAGCUAUAUGACUCGGAUGAAGGAGGAAGGGGUACCAGACGAUAUGAAGGGAAAAGACAAGAUAGUCUUUGGAAACAUCCACCAGAUCUACGACUGGCACAGAGAUUUCUUCAUGGGAGAGUUAGAGAAGUGUCUGGAAGACCCUGACCGACUUGGAACGCUGUUCGUCAAACAUGAGCGGAGGCUCCACAUGUACAUAGUGUACUGUCAGAACAAGCCCAAGUCGGAACACAUCGUGUCAGAGUACAUCGACACCUACUUCGAGGACCUGAAACAACGUCUCGGUCAGCGUCUCCAGAUCACUGACCUCCUCAUCAAACCCGUCCAGAGAAUCAUGAAGUACCAACUACUGCUCAAGGACUUCCUCAAAUUUUCUAAAAAGGCAGGGUUGGAUUCAGUAGAGUUGGAGAAAGGAGUUGAGAUCAUGUGCAUCGUACCAAAGAGAUGCAACGAUAUGAUGAACGUGGGGCGACUCCAAGGAUUUGACGGUAAGAUUGUGGCCCAGGGUCGUCUGCUGCUCCAGGACACCUUCAUGGUAUCAGACCCCGAGGGAGGAGGAGGGAGAAUGAGGGAGAGAAGGGUCUUCCUCUUUGAACAGAUUGUCAUCUUCAGCGAGCCACUGGACAAGAAGAGAGGCUUCUCCAUGCCUGGCUUCCUAUACAAGAACAGCAUCAAGAUCGGUUGUCUGGGGUUGGAGGACAGUGUGGACGGUGACCCCUGUAAGUUUAUGUUGACCUCUCGGGUGACCAAUAGCAGCGUAGACUCCUUCGUCCUCCACUCCUCCCACCUGGGAGUGCGUCAGGUCUGGACCCUUCAGAUCAGCCAGAUACUGGAGAGCCAACGCAACUUCCUCAACGCUCUGACCUCCCCUAUAGAGUACCAGAGGAUUCAUGUAGGGGCUAGCGACGGACCAUGUCUACCCAGCAGCGGCGCUCCGUCAGUGGGGAGCGUCAUGCCCAGUGUGGCCCCUGUUGGAGGUCUACAGGGUGUGCCUCUCACUGGUCCCCUCGGUGUAGGUAGUCCCCUCAUUGGAGGUGGUCCCCAGGGCGGAGCUGGCUCCUCCAGGAGGCCCUCCAGGAUCCCUCAGCCCUCCCGCCUGCCCCAGCCCCUGCGACACCCACACCACCCGGGGGCCGCAGACCCAGACGGCCCCAACAAGAUGUCAGGCUCCUCCCCUCGUCUCCCCCCUCAUUCCUCGCUCCCUCACGCCGUCUCAGCAAACCCGGGGUCGCAGGCUCCAGCGGGGGGGGUGAGAGACACGAGGGAGGCCCAACGUGGGGUGAGGGUCCAGGGGGGCAGUCCCCAGGGCAAGCGCACAUUCUCAGCCUCAACCGACCAGCACCCUCCCAUCCCCCCUAUUCCCCGAGCCAGUGUGGCCCCUCUCUCUGGGCCCGUGCUUCUUUCCACCCCCAGCAAGCCUCGCCCGGGCACCGUCUCCCCCAUGGCCUCCCCCCUGGCAACUCCCGCCUUUGGGAAAGACGCCCUCCCGCCUCCCCCUCCCAGCCCUGGCCUGAAGUCUGGCUCCUUCUGGAGCUCCAUGCCUGGUUCUCCAGCCAGUCGGCCCGGCUCCUUCACCUUCCCAGGGGAGACAGGAGAGACCAUGGGGAGGCAGAACCAAAACACGUUCCAGACCUCCUCUCAGUCCGCGACAGGCUCCCACAGACACUCCACCCACAGCAAGGAGGCGGACCGCAUGAGUACGUGCUCAUCCACCAGCGAGCAGUCCACCCAGAGCAACGGGAGUGAAAGCAGCAGCAGCAGUAGUAUGUCGACCAUGUUGGUGACCCAGGACUACGUGGCCCUGAAGGAGGAUGAGAUCAGUGUUUCCCAGGGAGAGGUGGUCCAGAUCUUGGCCUCUAACCAACAGAACAUGUUCUUAGUGUUCCGGGCCGCUACAGAACAGGGCCCCGCCGCCGAGGGCUGGAUCCCCGGCUACGUUCUGGGACACACCUCCACCAUCAUCCCCGACUGCCCAGACGGAACCAUCAAGAAGUCCUCAUCCUGGCACACCACCCUGCGUAUCCGUAAGAAGUCUGAGAAGAAAGAGGAGGGAAAGAAAGAGAGCAAGCUGGAAAACGGUUACAGGAAGUCAAGAGAUGAGCUAACCAAUAAGGUUUCUGUAAAGCUUCUAAAUCCCAACUAUAUCUAUGAUGUUCAACCAGAGUUCCUGGUCCCCCUGAGUGAGGUGACGUGUGACAAUGGGGAGAGUGUGACUCUGAGGUGUAAGGUGUGUGGCCGACCCAAAGCUACUGUCACUUGGAGGGGACCUGACCAGACCACCCUGAACAACAAUGGACACCACUGCAUCGCUUACAGUGAGACGGGCGAAGCGACACUGAGGAUAGUAGGUGUGUCUUCGGUGGACGACGGUGUUUACACCUGCGUCGCCGCUAACGACCUGGGCUCAGUGACAUCAUCAGCCAUCCUCAGAGUGCUAGCUGUGUCCAAUGAUGGGGUCAGGGUGAGCUGGAAGGACAACUUUGAGUCCCACUACACUGAGGUGGCAGAGCUGGGCAGGGGCCGGUUCUCUGUGGUCAAGCGUUGUGACCACAAGUCGAGCAAACGCACGGUGGCGGUCAAGCUGGUCAAUAAGAAGCUGAUGAAGAGAGACCAGGUGACCCAGGAGCUCAGCCUGCUACAGAGACUACAACACACACACCUUGUCAGACUGCUGGACACAUAUGAGACCCCCAGCAGCUACGUACUGGUCCUGGAGAUGGUUGACCAGGGUCGUCUUCUGGACUACAUAGUCAGCUGGGGGAAUCUGACUGAGGAGAAAGUGGCCAGCUACCUACGGAACAUCCUAGAAGCUUUACAUUACCUACACAACUGUAGGAUAGCCCAUCUGGACUUAAAGCCUGAGAACCUGUUGGUGUCCCACACCUCGUCCGGCCAGCCCAUGGUCAAACUGACUGACUUCGGGGAUGCCGUCCAGCUCAACAGUGCCCACUACAUCCACCCUCUCCUGGGAAGCCCCGAGUUUUCCUCCCCCGAGCUGGUCCUGGGGGAGCCAGCCGCCCUGACCUCUGACCUCUGGAGUCUGGGGGUUGUGACCUACGUCCUCCUGAGCGGGGCCUCUCCUUUCCUGGAUGAGAGCGUGGAGGAGACGUGUCUGAACAUCUGUCAGCUAGACUUCAGCUUCCCCCACCACUACUUCAAGGGCGUGUCCCAGGGGGCCCGGGAGUUUGUCUGCCUGCUGCUGAGGGCCGACCCGUCCAGGAGGCCUCCGGCUGGGCUAUGUCUACAGGAGCCCUGGGUCCAGGGCCAGGCCAAGUUAGCAGACGUCCAGGGACAGGGUAGGGUGGAAGGUGGGUGUCUGGACACGUCUCGCCUAGUGCUGUUCAUAGACAGGAGGAAGCACCAGACAGACGCAAAGCCCAUCGGAGGGGUACAGAGCUUACUACACAGCCGGCUACAGCCACUGGCCUGAGUGAGGGAUGGAGCGAUGGAGAGAGAUGCCCCCUCCCACCACCCUAAUAGGAAGGAGAGAACAGGACGUCCAGUCCAUAACGGACUCCUCGCUACAUUCCCACUAGCUGCUUGUGCAGAUCUAAAGAUUUAAUAGGUAUAAGCAAUAUUAUUUCCACCUAACCUCUCAGAAGACAAGGUGGAGACGGGAUUGAUAGAACCAUAUUGCUUAGACCUAUCCAAAUCCUUUCAGAUCUAUAUGAGGUGACUAGGGGGUAGUGACUAGGGGUUGAUUUGGGACUGGACAUCUCAGAGAAAGAAUAAGGUGGGGGGAAAAUGAAAUUCGCUGAUCUCAUCCUCUUUCAGAUAUGUUGUGGUUUUAAAGAGUUCUGUGGUCCUUCAACCAAUCAAAACAUGAGGCCUGUAGGCCUAGAGGUCCUUAGCCAAUCAGAGUAUUCCCUGAGAGAACACACACUGAGUUCUUAGCCAAUCAAAACAAGGAUAACAAUGUCCUCACCAGUCUACUGCUGCUUGCUUGUUUACACUAAAACUGAUUUUCGAAAGAAGAAAAAAUCUAAAACAAGAAAAAUACUGACAAAUCGAUGGAGUAACAUAUUUGUCCUCUAUCUUACUGAGAGUCAAACAAACAGAGAUUUCAGAGGAGAGAGUGUUGCCAAGGAAGCUAGUGUUAGCACAAAGCAACCAUCCCUUCCCUCUUGUUGCCAGAGAAAGAGAGAGACGUUUUGUUUUUGUGCUUUUACAAUAUGUGACUCAAAGACUUUUGAGACACCCCCUUUCUUAAAGAACCAAUGUAUAAAGAGAGAGAAUAUUGUUCACAACUUUUUGAAAAAGUUUUUGAAAAAAACAACAAAAAAACUCAAAUUAACAUUUCAAAAGAAGAUUGAAGAAAAACGCUCAGCAGUAGAAAGUCGCUACGCUACUUUACAGCCCGGAGAGGACUCAUCCAUUGACUGAGCUCCUCCACUUUGUUGAGAUAGUUUUAUGUCUAAUCAGAGUUUUCCAAUUGCUGCGCUUAUGUACUUAAUCUAAGAAACCUUAAUCUAAGUAAAGAUAGAGAUUCUGCUGACUGCUGCAAAGUCUCAACAACAGAAAAUAAUGAUUUGUUUUGUUUUUGCUUUUACUAGAAAACAAAAAUGGUGUUGCGCAGAUUUAAGAUGAUUAAGCCUUACUUUGUAUAUAGACUCUUAACUGCCUUCUGUCCCUCAUGGUUCAAAAUGGCCGCCUGCUUUUAAGAACAUUCUUGGGACUAAAUAAUCCUGCAAAUGAAAUGUAGUAGAUCACCAAUUGGGCGACUGAGCCUGAGUGGCAGCAGAGAUGGUCAAUCGGAUGGAGAGUGAAUGAGGAAAAGGAGCAGGAAGACAGAAUACUGUAAAUGCACUCAAUGUAUGUUAUGUUUCCCCCAUUCUUAUCAUGUGCAAUGUUGCGGCUUUAACAUUUUAUGCAACUAUUUAUGAAGACAUCUGUUGUACAUGUAAUAAAUAGAGAUAAAAGCAUGUACUUGGUACUGCAAGCUCCGCUGGUAGUAGUCCUCAUUAUUUGACCUAUGACCCUGUUGGGGUGUUAACUCAUCACCAUAGAAUUAGAAUGAGUAGAACGGACAUCCCCAUUCAGGUCAGUGAUGCCAUAAUGGGUGCUGGUGGCCAUUUUGAGUGUCCCCAUAGGACAUUCGAAUCCUAUGGUUAUCACUUCCUAGGUAACCUAACCUUCUGGGGUCGCCCUCUACAUGGCACUUAUGGCUAGAUCAAUGAAUCAUUUUUUAUUUGUCACUUUUUCUUUUUCUAUAGAAGUUUACUGAUAUACCAAAGUUGUCCCAGCAUUACCUUCCCUGUCCUACGCUAUUGUUUUAAUGAUAUUUUUAUGAAUUAAUGACAUUUCACUUUAUUUCUAAUGUUUUACGCUAUGGAACCCUAAAAAGGGUUGUUUACACUUUGUUUGACUGGAAGUUAUGGUCUGGUUUGAUUCUGGUGUUAUGGUAACUUUAGCCAGUCUACAAGGCAAUAACGAUCUCCAUUUUUGGCUUGGAUCUCUGGAAAUGCAGGGGGUUUCUGAACUUCACCUACCUGUUUAAUCUAGACCAUUGUAGACUACUGUUGAAAAAUAGGUAAUGUCCACUCACUGAUUACUCUUCUACAAAUGACCUGUGUCAAGUGUUAAAACAAGACUUGGCACUCUCUUCCUGAGGGCUUGUCUUAUUGGGAGUACUCGAGUGCAUCCCAAAUGGCACCCUAUUCCCUUUAUAAAGCCCUACCAGGGCCCAGGUCAAAAGUGGUGCAUUACAAAGGGAAUAGGAUGCCAUUGUGUUAAUGAGCUGAAUGCAAAACCCCUUUUAUAUGAAGUUAUUUAUGUAAAAAGAGAUCCUAUUACAGCUGUUUCUCAUGAUUGAGAUGAUUAAGUGUGCUGUGUCAAACACCUGGGCUGCAUCUCAAAUAGGACCUUAUUCCCCAUCCAGUGCCCCACUUUAGACCAGGGCCCUAUGUUGGAACUAGCUAUGAUUUGACCUAUAGGUGCCUCUAGCUUGCUGUCUAACCUCAUACUAAACCUACUACACGGCUCUCCAACCCUGUUCCCAGAGAGCUAUUGUCCUGUAGGUUUUCGCUCCAACCCCAGUUGCAACUAACCUGAUUCAGCUUAAUAACCAGCUAAUUAUUAGAAAAUCUGUGCGCUAUAUUAGGGUUGGGGUCGAAAACCUACAGGACGGUAGCUCUCUGAGAACAGGGUUGGAGUCGAAAACCUACAGGACGGUAGCUCUGGGAACAGGGUUGGAGUUGAAAACCUACAGGACGGUAGCUCUGGGAACAGGGUUGGAGAGCCUUGCUCUACAACAUGCUUACAAACACAACACAACACUGAUGAAUGAUUCUGGUGUUUAUGAUAGAUGUCUACAGACAUUGUUCCUUUGGGUUGAAUGGGGGGUAAUUUAGUGGUUUAACCCUAGCCCCAAUCUGGACAUUAACCAUUAGGUUUUGGGAAAAUCUGACCCUGCAUCAUCUCUGAAUCAAAUGUCCUGUUACCAGAUUUGAGUUGAUGCCAUAGUUUGGGGUAAAAAGUAGUGGAAUGUUUUAUUAGAACACUAUAUGGCCAAACAGUCAGUUAGAUUUGUCAUAUAAUUAAAUGUGUUGUUGCUAUGUUUGCUGUUAGGGAAUUAUAGUGCAGGUUUUGAAUGGGUCACGGGUGUCUGAGGUAAAGAAAAUGGUAUUUAAUUUUUACAAUGAAAAAAUACUCCAGUCUGAACUUAAAUGACCAGUUGAAAGUGUGUAGAAAGGAUAGUGAAAUAAAAAUAUAUAUAUAAUUUAAUCUUUAAUUUUUCUUCAAUGACAGUAUUUUCAAUAAAGCUAUUAGCCGUGCUAAUUUGGUUGAUUUUGUGGUCUCAAACCAGUGAGUUUAUUAACAUUCUUCAUCAAGAAUGUGGGAAAAAUGUUGACAAUGAAAGAGGUGGGAAUGUUGUUCCCUUGUCAUAUAAUUGCAACAUCUACUAUCAACAUAGCAUCAAAAAUAGUUUUCCAGAUUCUAUUUUGGCUAUUAUUUUUUGCAAUACAAAUAUUGGGUUGCGACAGACAACCUGGUUCAAUUUGGGUAUAGUAUACUGGUAUAGUGAGUCACCUGAUAGGAACUUGCUAAAUUUCCUUCUGGCAGAGGGAGAAAGAGAAAAGGCCCAUUGACCAGCCCAUGCUGUCAGGGAAGUAUGUUGAUUUAUCUGAUAGGAACAUGCACAACUGGAAUAUUUCCUUCUGGUAGGGAGGGAGGGAGGGAGAGAGGGAGGGAGGGAGGGAGAGAGGGAGAGAGACAGAGAGAAGUGGCCCAUUGUCAGGUUACCUGUACAUUACCAUACCAUAUCAUGUCCUUUAAUUUAUUUGUUAAUCCAUUUUUUGUAAAGUUGUAUAAGGAUGUUGAAAUAGGGGAAUGUGGACUGGGUUGUUUUUUCUGUUUCUUGUCCUUUUUUUGUGCCAAUCUCAUCCUGUUUUAUACAUAAAGAUUUUUAAAGGGUUUUAUUUCACGCUAUUUUCUUUACUUUUGCAUGUAUAUUUCUUUGUACAGAGACCAUGAGUGCUUAUGCGAAUGUAUGUAAAUAUUUUAAUUGUUUUUGCCAUCAGUUAUUUGGAAAUUAAACAUGGAACAUA
Oncorhynchus kisutch (coho salmon) is the source of this 13834-nucleotide messenger RNA. RefSeq names its product triple functional domain protein. Lineage: Eukaryota; Metazoa; Chordata; Actinopteri; Salmoniformes; Salmonidae. Gene Ontology annotation, molecular function: protein kinase activity; guanyl-nucleotide exchange factor activity; ATP binding. Gene Ontology annotation, biological process: protein phosphorylation; axon guidance. The record is from RefSeq and is a predicted model, not a curated record. Bases 271 to 9717 code for a protein of 3148 amino acids. Gene Ontology annotation, cellular component: extrinsic component of membrane; cytoplasm. The transcript is spliced from 62 exons.